Messenger RNA from Dendronephthya gigantea, 595 nucleotides. RefSeq lists its product as uncharacterized. The record is from RefSeq and is a predicted model, not a curated record. NCBI's taxonomy places the organism in Eukaryota, Metazoa, Cnidaria, Anthozoa, Malacalcyonacea, Nephtheidae. Bases 62 to 370 code for a protein of 102 amino acids. The transcript is spliced from 3 exons.
GCAAACUAAAUUUUCCAUUGGCAUUUUUGAUGAAUUGUUAUGCGAAAGCUGUAAAGAUGCCAUGGCAGUUAUUGGAUGUCAAGACUGCAUUUCACAUAGAUAUGUCUGUGGGGAUUGUGAUGAGGAGAACCAUAAGAACCAUCCAUUUCAUGAUCGAGAUGCAAUUUUGAAUGGUUUUCAUGAACCUAUUCCUCCAACAGCCUCAAUUAACAGCAAACUGGAAUGGAUUACUGUUGAACGGUCCCUUCCAUUUGGUGAUGUUAUUUGUCCCACAUGCCUAUUUCCUUGCAAUAUUUUAUAUGAUGAGAAGGGUAUGGGUUGCAUUGCUGUAACAUUGAAAGAAGAUUGUUCCUGGAAUUUCUCAAAAUAGUUUUGUGAAAUCACUAGAAAUGUUUUCGAUACAAAAAGGGCGGGUACGUUUAAACCAACUUCUAAGUAUCAACUUCAAUGUAUCGCUUCAUGCAAAAAAUGGAAUCCUGUUCUUUUAUGAUUAUGUUUGCUAAUUGCCUCAGUAGUUAAAUAGUUGUACAGAUAUUAGUUUGAUGUAUCUUUCUCUAUCUUUUAUAUAGAUGGGAACAAUUAACAGCAAAACAUU